GCCAUGCUGCCCGCGCCGCGCGCGCUGUGCGGCUGGGAGCCGCUGGCCCGCAGUUCUCUGUUUCAUGACCCUCUUGUUCUUGGAUGUGAAGAGCCUGCCUCUGGAAAAGCAUCUGUAUGUGAGAAAGACAGGCCCUUGUCAUCAAAGCCGUUCUCCCCUGGAGUUAAUAUGGUCAGCGUGGGAAUUGGCACAAGGCCAGGCCCAGCAAGAGGCGCCAGCUCAGGAUUGAGAUCUGACACUGAGACCGAUGAGACCAUCCUGCAGAGGAGACAGAAGCAGAUAGACUAUGGGAAGAAUACUAUUGGCUACCAGCACUUCCUACAACAGGUCCCCAAGGCCGCUCGGCAGUCAGGGAUUCACCCCCGAACUCCAAAUAAGUACAAGAAAUAUAGCCGCCGCUCCUGGGACAUGCAAGUCAAGCUGUGGAGACGGGCAUUGCAUGCCUGGGACCCGCCCACCCAGCAUCCUCUCCUGUGUGGACAAGGACUUCCAAGGCAGGAGCUGGUGAGUCUCUCAGGAAUGAUGGAGACAAACUCUUUAUGCGGCUUCUCAGAAGAUUGGCCUGGUGCCCUGAGGCCUCUUGAAAAUCUGCCAGGAGAAUCACUGGGCGGACAGUUUGCCGGCCUGUCAUCUCCUGGCUGCUCCUCUCCAUGGCUGCCCCAGAUCCACUCCAACUUGCUGCCCUUCCUAGGACACACACACACCUGCCCAUACUGCUCCUGGAUGGGUCUAUGAGGAGAGUCCAGAGCAUUUUCUGCCUCUGAAACGACAGCAUGUGGGAAGAGCUCAGGCAUCAAGUUUCAUACAAGCCCAGCUGCUAGGAUCUCCUGAGCUCAUGAAGGACAUGAGAUUAUCCUGAAGCUUGCCCCAGGGACAAGGGGUGUUAGUGUUGAGGCUUGGAGCUGAGCACCAGACCACUUACACAAUGCACAAAUCGAGAGAUAGCUGCUGGGUUUGUAUCUCCUCACACAGCCCAACUUCCCAUGGUGUAGAGAGAAUUUGUCACCUGAGUACCUGUAACCCCAGGCAUUGCAGUGAAUACCAGCAUGCAUAGGACCAGUUCUUUCUGCUUCCCUUCAGGAAUCUGUUUGCUCUCUUGGGUUCCAGGGAGAUCUGUAUAGAAGGGGUUGGAAAAAUGGAAAGGGGGGUCAAUAAAAUUUACCACAAGACUCUGUAA
Messenger RNA from Malaclemys terrapin pileata, 1177 nucleotides. Its product is annotated as oocyte-specific histone RNA stem-loop-binding protein 2-like. Gene Ontology annotation, biological process: mRNA transport; mRNA 3'-end processing by stem-loop binding and cleavage. The coding region runs from base 4 to 735 and encodes 243 amino acids. The record is from RefSeq and is a predicted model, not a curated record. Gene Ontology annotation, cellular component: cytoplasm; histone pre-mRNA 3'end processing complex. The transcript has 7 exons. Lineage: Eukaryota; Metazoa; Chordata; Testudines; Emydidae. Gene Ontology annotation, molecular function: mRNA binding; histone pre-mRNA stem-loop binding.